GGUUGCGUCCAGGUGUCACUGCCAUGGCGGCCUCGCUUUUGCUGCGGCAAGGACGAGCUGGGGCGGUGAAGACUAUGUUCCUGGAAGCUCGGGUGUUUCAAGGAUUUGCUUCCACAGUUCCUCUCUCUGCAGAAUCAGGGAAGAGUGAAAAGGGACUUACACCAAAUUCCAAGAAGCAAAGUCCACCAAAAAAUGUAGUGACACCAAAGGAGAAGGGCAAGCUGCUAGCCACCCCAGCAGCAGCCGAAGUGUCUAGAAACGUAUCUUCGCCCCAUCCUUACCCGUCAGUCGUGAACAAAGGCGGGGUGGGAGCUAGCCCCGGCCCCGAUGACAGCACGCUGCGCACACACAAAGGGGUUCCGAAAGUUCUGUCAAGAAAGACUUUGGUAGAGUUUCCUCAGAAAGUUCCAUCACCGUUGAAAAAACAGGGUUCUGGUUCAGAAGCUCGUCGGAAGGGCCAGAAAGUGACAGAUGAUUCAUCUUCAUCUUCAUCUUCAUCCAGCUCCUCGGAUUCGGAGUCUGACGAGGAGAGUGAUGUCUCAGAGGUUGGUCCUCGAGUGGUGAGCAAAGGCAAAGGCGGGUUUCGGAAAGCAGAGGUCUCUCUUGCCUUUGAAAACACAGCCCCCCAAACGGCGACAUCAGCAAAAGAGACCACCUGGUCGCAGAAGCCUCACCCAGACUCCACCUAUCCAGAGAAGCCCCGUCAGCCAAAGAAGAAAGGGACUGCCGUUAAGCCAUCAGAGGAUAGAAAAGAUGCUAAACCAAAAAUCAUGGCGCCCAAAUCACAAGUACGUGAAGAGUUUUUGAAGCAAGGUAUAAAAGAAAAACAAUUGCAGAACAUAUUUAGAUCAAAUGAAAUAGAUGAAGAAAGCCGAAAGCCAUUUGAAGGUAAAGGAAUCUUACCUGACCACACAAAAUCAGGAUUGUCUGCACAGCCGGCCGGUGGCCCAGCGCCCACCCUGGGAGAGGAGACACAUCUGGGAAAGCAAGUGCCAGAGCUCCAUGGGAAGGCCACCGCCCCCCAGCGCAGAAAAGAGCACUUGGGGAAGCAGGCAACAGGAGGACACUCGAAGGCUGGAGAAGAGAUCUUGGAAGAUCAGGUACCAAUAAGGGAUUUGAAGACAGUUUCUGCUGAGAAGAAAGAUGUUUUUGAUGAAAAGGCCACAGUGCUAAGCCUUGAGAGUGAGGUCGUGGAAGACCCCGCCAUGCCAGUGGAAGACUCCGCCGUGCCAGUGGAAGACCCCGCCAUGCCAGUGGAAGACCAGGACGGCACACAGGAGCCCGCCCCGGUGGCCGCCGAGCCGUCUGACAACAGCACCUACAAGAACCUGCAGCAUCAUGACUACACCACGUACACCUUCCUCGACCUGAACCUCGACCUCUCCAGAUUCAGGAUGCCGCAGCCCUCUUCAGGGCGCGAGUCGCCUCGACACUGAGCGCCCUCAGCCGAAAGAUGUAUUUAUAUAGUCUUUGCUGCGUUCUCGCCUGCAAAAAUAAAAUCCACUCGAGUCCCAAAGCCCAGCUUCCAUAAUUGGUUUCCCUUUUACACUUUUUGUAGGGAAUGGCGAAUCAGGAACACUAUUGCUGAUUGUUUAUUCAACAUAUAUUUAGGAAUGUCUACCAUGUGCGAGGAAUUUUUCUUUAAUUAUAAGGUUAUGACUAACUGGGCAAAUCCAUAAAAUUAGAGAAUUGUAAGUGCUUUUGAGCAGUGUAAUUCUGUGCUGAGCUUUAGUCAUUUUAGCAUUAAACUGAUGAACAGGUAGAUAUCAAUAAGUAUAAGAGUGACUUCUAAUUUUAUAGGCCUAGUUUUUGAAUAAUUGGAAACAGGAGUUUUAUUAGUUUUAACUAAUUAUCGCAUUGCAAAGAAAUAGUACUGAAUUAUAGCAUUUUAUUGUCAGAAAAGGAACAGAAUCAUUUUGUUCACCUCUAUUAGGUAUUUGAUGUAAACUCGGGGAAUUUUUCAGUGGUGAGAUGGGGAAGAGGUGACAGUUUUGUACAAUCCAGUGACAGCUUUGCCCCCACAUGGCCACGGGCAGACUCUGAAUUAAUUCAGCUAUUCGGGGUUUCUGGGUUGGCCAGUAAUCCUCCCUCACUUGCGAUAACUUCAGCUUCGCUCACACCUUUGGGGGUGGGGAGCAGUGCAAGGUGUCCAGGCACCGGGCACCGGCGGGGACGAGGCAGCGGUCUGCGCUGGAGAAACUAACACCGUAGGUGAGGUCGUCGCUGCCUGAGAGCUGCAGUGAGGCACUUGCACGCGCUCGUUAGGGGCGACAUGUCAGGGCCUGAAGUGGCAGUGUUCUUCUGCGCGUCUGUGACAUGUUUCCGUGUUUGCAGUGCUGUCCUCACACUUCUUCCACGGACUCGUUCAGGAGCCCAAACUCGUGGGUUUUAUUUCAUUCGAAUUCCGGUCCUUGGCCUCUAGUCAACUUGCAGCAAACUCAACACAGUGUAUUUGUAACUUAUGAUUCAUAUUUUUAUAGUCCUACAUUUCUUAAAAUUAGUCCAAGAAAGAAUACCAAAAUUGGAAACUAGUAUCGUGAUCAUCUGCCUCAGAUUUUGUUACCACCCAAGAGACUUAGCAACUCAGCAAGAUGAUUCUAAGCACAUUUUUUG
This is a messenger RNA of Propithecus coquereli (Coquerel's sifaka), 2613 nucleotides long. RefSeq names its product NADH dehydrogenase (ubiquinone) flavoprotein 3, 10kDa (gene NDUFV3). Gene Ontology annotation, cellular component: mitochondrion. Lineage: Eukaryota; Metazoa; Chordata; Mammalia; Primates; Indriidae. Bases 24 to 1436 code for a protein of 470 amino acids. Gene Ontology annotation, biological process: mitochondrial ATP synthesis coupled electron transport. The record is from RefSeq and is a predicted model, not a curated record. The transcript has 4 exons.